CGCUUGGGAAAUUCGUUGCACCUGUUCACAGUACUGACAGUUUCCGCAACGCAAUCCAUGAAAGAUUGCAUUUCUUAUUCGAAAUGUACCGAUAUUACGGACCGUCAUUCGAUAAUGCCCUCGAAUGAUCCGUUGUCUUGGUCUUCUUGCAUAAUGACAGUAAAUGACGGGAUUUAG
Molecule: messenger RNA, 177 nt
Organism: Acaulospora morrowiae
Lineage: Eukaryota; Fungi; Glomeromycota; Glomeromycetes; Diversisporales; Acaulosporaceae
Source: the annotation of a GenBank genome assembly